CUCGUUGCAUCACCCGCAAUGGGCCGGGCCGGCCGGGCGGGGCGACGCCGCUGCGGUCUUUAAAGGGCCGGGGCGACGCGUGCAUCCCCAACAGCGCCCGGCGCAAUGAAGCGGGACGCGCAGAGCACCCAGGAGUACCCGGGCCGGCCCGAGGGGCCGGAGCCUCCCUCGGCACCUUCCUCCUCGGACCCGGCCGCCGAGCUCAAGCCGCGGCUGUGGAUCUUCGGGUACGGCUCGCUGGUGUGGAGGCCGGGCUUCGAGUUCACGUCGCGGAAGGUGGGCUUCAUCCGCGGCUACAGCCGGCGCUUCUGGCAGGGGGACACCUUCCAUCGCGGCAGCGAGCGGGCGCCGGGCCGGGUGGUGACGCUGCUGGAGGACUGCGGGGCGUGCACGUGGGGCGUCGCCUACGAGGUGUGCGGGGAGCAGCAGGUCGCCGCCUCGCUGCAGUACCUGAACGUGCGCGAAGCCGUGCUGGGCGGCUACGACACCAAGCUGGUCAGCUUCCACCCGCAGGACAAGGAGGCGGGGGAGCCCAUCCAGGCCCUCGUCUACAUCGCCACGCCGCAGAACCCCUCCUACCUCGGCCCGGCGUCCGAAGAAGACAUCGCGGCGCAGAUCAUCGUCUCGAGGGGCUGCGCGGGCCACAACGUGGAGUACCUCCUGCGGCUGGCGGACUUCAUGCGCUACUUCUGCCCGCAGGUGGAGGACAAGCACCUCUUCUCCAUCGAAGAGGCCCUCAUUGCCCUCCUGCCCUGCUUGUGCCACUCGGAGAAAGCCCUGGAGGAAGCGCCCGGCGUCCCGCAGAAGGCCGAAAGGGAGAACUUCUUGCAGGGCUCCAGUAGGAGGGACGAAACGAUCGGGACGGCCUGAGCUCUGACAGAAACAUACAGGGCUGAGUGGACGAAAGGAAAAGGAGCGGGAGGGAGGGAGGGAGGAGGCAAAGGGGCUGCACGGUUCCUGUUACAUCCUUGCCUGCAGCCAUCACCACUUUCCAGGUGGGAAGCGGGGAUCUGACUACAGCUGUGCCCUAAGGCUUGAUUUUUGGGGUGAGAUCUGGAGCGUGUGCUUCCUCAGGAGGGGAAAGAGGCUCCUCUGUGCACUUCUUUUAUUCUUUAUUUUUUUUAAAAAACCUCAAAGACUAGUUGAGCAGGACUUGACUGGGUUUUAGCAGUAUAUUUGUGUUCUACCUCAGGCUGUCCAAAGCUGUUGCAUGGUGGUAGAGCUUGGGCAGGCUCUGCCAAAUGAUUUUUUUCCCUCCCACGUCCCACCUCCAGUGCAAUACAAAGUGAAUGUGCCUCUGUGGGUCCUACUUCCUGGUGUUGCAAAGGAUCACACUAAUGCACUUACUUUUCUAAACUGUUAUGUUGUAUUUAUUAUGUGUUGUGUGUCUCCUUAGGAGAGGUGUCAGGCUGCUUAUAUGCCACUGUAGGAUGCAGCCCAUGCUCACCUUUGCAUUGGUGCCUUCUUGCUUUAGCUCAGUUUCCUGAGGCACUGAGCCUGUAUCAGUGACAGCAGCUUUGCCCUAGACUUCACUGACCUUGUGCUGCUGCAGGCUCAGCUGAUGCUGUAAGGUCCUGUGUAGAAGUUGUGGGAGAGCUGUCUGAUGCAGCAGCACUUUAACCAGCCCUGUACUGAAUUGCCCUCUGGUGCUUUAAGGUAACGUGGGCUUUCGGAGAAGAACCUGAGGGUUCCAGCUUCAUACCCAGAACUGUGCUUGGUAGACUUGUACUUAACUGUAAAGGACCAUCACUGAACGUAAUGCAAUCCUGGAUCCUGCUUUGUCAGGAGAAGCAGAGGUACUGCUGCAAGCUCAGGCUUCUCAGCUUUACAUAUUAACAGCAUGAAAACUUAUAGUAUUUGGAAAGGAAACUGCUGCUGCUGCAAUUAGCAAAAGAACUCCUGAGAGCUGACCUCUAGGACACUUGACUCCUCCCAAACAUUGUUCUUUUUUAAAAUAAAAAAUAAAAAAUAGGGAAUGUUUCCAUUACUGUGGCUUGUAUGUAUAUGCACUGGUGCUGUGCGCCCAGUAAUAAAACAAGCUGACAUAGUCAGUCCUUUGUACUUUUUUUUUUUUAAGUUAGUGACUUCAAACUGAUUCUUAUUUUUAGCGUUUGACUUUUUUUUGUCUGUUUUCUAAACUUAGCUGGUAAUGCUAUGUAGGUCCUGUGUAUUUACAGACCGAGUCUCGAUGCUGAGCAGCUUCCCUCAGCCACAUUUCCUAGAAAACACCUAUUUCAAUAUUUCACUUUAAGAGUGGGUUCAGUUAUUCUCUCCACUUCCAACCCAUGCUGGAGCACUGUGCUGACAGCAGCUGUAAGCCAGCCCUGCUGCCUGCACAAGGCGGGUAAGGCAACACAGCUCUCUGGGCAUGCCAAGGGCUUUUACUUGACCUGACCUUACUCUGGCUGCUUCCACGAAGUAAUAGCACAGUGCCAGGAAGCUGCCACUUGCAGCAGCGUCUGCUGACUGUGGUAAAGAAACAUCCUCUUCUGCCUUGCACUGUGCAAGGGGCAGCUGCCGUGCUCCUGCUUCCCCUUGUCACCAGCUGCCUCCCUGCUGAGAUAACAGCGCAUACCUGCAUUACCUGUCUCUGGACAGGAGUUACAGGGUGAAAACUAAUUGAAACAGCUUAAUUUAGCACUAAUUAAAGGCAAGUAAUAGUCUAGAGAAAACUCUGUUUUCCCUGUUCUGCGGAGGCUCUCACUUCAGCUGAGCAGCUGCACG
Messenger RNA from Phasianus colchicus (ring-necked pheasant), 2724 nucleotides. It is a transcript of the gene CHAC1, whose product is annotated as ChaC glutathione specific gamma-glutamylcyclotransferase 1. The record is from RefSeq and is a predicted model, not a curated record. Gene Ontology annotation, cellular component: cytoplasm. NCBI's taxonomy places the organism in Eukaryota, Metazoa, Chordata, Aves, Galliformes, Phasianidae. Gene Ontology annotation, biological process: glutathione catabolic process. Gene Ontology annotation, molecular function: glutathione specific gamma-glutamylcyclotransferase activity.